CAUACAGGACAAAUUCAGUGCUUUCAUUUAUUGCCAAACAUUCCCUUUGUCUUUAAAACAAUAGCCUAAUAAUAAAAAAGACAAUACGGUCAAGAAUAAAACGUAUGCUCGAAAGGACAAAAGAGCAAGGUACAGCGACAGUAUCGCAGAAGAUUGAAGAGACCGUGUACACCUUGUCCAUCUGUGGCUCUGUGGAGAAGCCCUGAACCCUUUAAGAUAUACAGUCAACAACCACUCUUCACAACCGUUCUCUGCCCCGUUAACCUGGAGUACAGAUGAUCUUGCCAUGUUCUAAAAGUAUUGCUACAAAGAAGACGAGGAAGUAGAUCGGUGCCAAACCGGGCCUUAGGAGUGUCAGGGGCCAGGCAGAGUGAGGGUUAUCUGUUUAAGAAAUGCCCUCGCCCCCCAAUGAUGGAGACGAUCAAGGAACGUCCCCCGUGAACAUGCCACCGGCUCUCUCCAAUCAGAAUGGAGUGAAGAGGAAGGUUCACACCAAGAAAAAGAAGAAGGGCUUUAUCACAGCCAACGUUGUAGGAACAAAAUAUGAGAUUGUUCGUAUUGUAAUUGAGGAGAUGAUCUUUCAUAAAGCCAGAGAUGAUGAUGAGAUGGCCAAUCUCAUCUGGAAUGACUCCGCUGUGCAACACGAGAAAAUCGCUGAGCUCAGGAACUACCAGAGGAUAAACCAUUUCCCGGGAAUGGGUGAGAUAUGUCGGAAAGACUGUUUGGCAAGGAACAUGGCCAAAAUGAUAAAAAGUCAGCCUCAGGAAUAUAACUUCAUCCCUAAAACCUGGAUCUUCCCAGCCGAGUGCACUCAGUUCCAGAACUACGUGAAGGAGCUGAAACGAAAGCGCAAGCAGAAAACAUUCAUCGUUAAGCCUGCAAAUGGAGCUAUGGGUCAUGGGAUAUCUCUGAUUCGGAACUAUGAAAAGCUCCCAGUCCAAGAUCACUUCAUUGUGCAGGAAUAUUUAGACAAGCCCUUCCUCAUGGAGGGAUACAAGUUUGACCUGAGAUUCUACAUCCUCGUCACUUCCUGUGAUCCACUGCGUGUCUUCCUCUACAACGAUGGCCUGGUGCGAAUGGGCACAGAGAAGUACCAUGCACCCAGCGAGUCAAACCUGAACCAGCUGUACAUGCACUUGACCAACUACUCUGUCAACAAACAUAACGAGAACUUCGAGCGAGACGAAACAGUAGACAAAGGCAGCAAAAGAUCCAUCGGUUGGUUCACAGAGUUCCUCCGAACAAAUGAUUACGACGUGGCCAAAUUCUGGGGCGACGUAUCAGAGCUGGUGGUGAAGACCCUGAUAGUGGCCGAGCCGCAUGCCCUCCACGCUUAUCGUAUGUGCCGUCCGGGACAGCCACCAGGGAGUGCCAGUGUCUGCUUCGAGGUGCUUGGAUUUGACAUCAUCCUGGACCGCAAACUCAAGCCCUGGCUGCUAGAGAUCAAUCGUGCUCCGAGUUUUGGGACGGAUCAAAAGAUUGAUUAUGAUGUGAAGAAGGGGGUUUUGCUCGACACCCUAAAACUGCUCAACAUCAGAGCGAGUGAUAAACGGCGAAAUCUGGCCCAACAGAAGGCGGAAGCCCAACGGCGACUGUACGGACAGGGAUCCAUGCGGAAGCUGACGGCUGGAUCAUCGGAAUGGGAGAAACAGCGUCACCUUCUGGAGCGCAGGAGAGAGGAACUGAAAGAAAGACUGGCCCAAGUUCGCAAGCAGGUCUCCAGGGACGAGCAUGAAAAGCGCCACCUGGGGAACUACAGACGUAUUUACCCCCCAGAUGACAAGCUGCUCUUGGAGAAAUAUGAGAGUCUCCUUUCAGCCGCCUUUCAGACAUUCCUCACUGGGCGAGCAGCUUCACUUCAAAAGGAAAUGAAUAAUCCACUGAAACGAAUGAAGGAGGAAGAUAUCUUAGACCUGCUGGAGCAGUGUGAACUGGAUGAUGAGAAACUGAUGGGAAAAACCUCCAAACAGAAAGGACCUAAGGUCUUGUCCUCCAUGCCUGAGAGCAGCCCGUCGCCCAGGGGGCACAGAGACCCCCAGAACUCUUCAGGAAGCUGCAGCGACAGCAGCUCAGGCUCGGAUGCUGAUGGAGAGGAUGAAAGUAGCAGCAUCACGCAGGAGAAACUCAAUCGCCCUGAACGCUCCAGCCGUGUUCAUUGGAAACCCUCCCCUAAACCGCUCAGAGCUCCUUCCUCCUCCCCCAAUCUUUCUGGACUCAUUCGCCGUUCCAUGUCCUGUCCACGCUCCAUAUCCUCUCUGACUGCGCAAUCACCUACCAACGAGACCAGACGGCCAAAAACAGCCACUCACACGGCUAAUGUCCCGACUGCAGCCACCCAGACAGCGGCAACCAUGACGCCCAUGACUCUAGUGCGAACGCACACAGCAUCUCGCUCCCAAUCGCUCAGUCGCAACAGCUCUGCAAACAGAGUUCCACACAGCUGCAGUCUGGGUGCCAUUCACCCCAGUACGGGGGAGACUCAGCUGAGUAAAGAGCAGGAAGCCGAGCUGAUGCAGCAGACGCUGACGGCACUCGGGGAGAUGCGGAUUCGUUACCCGGGGAAGAGUGAAGAGGAGGCCGAGGCUGUGCUGGACGAGAUUCUGAACAACUGGAAAUACCAUAAACCAAAAGUGGCAUCUUACUGGCUGGUGAAGUUAGACGCCACCAAACAGCGGAAGGUUUUGGACAUUGUUCAUACCAACAUCCGCUUGGUGCUGCAGAGGAUCUGGAGUGAGCCAGAUAUGGAGAGUCUACGUCUCUAUCGCCUUUUCAAUCGUGUGUUUAACCGUCUACUCUGGAGUCACGGUCAGGGGCUCUGGAACUGCCUGUCCAGCUCUGGCAGGUCGUCGUGGGAGAGCAUCUUCAAUAAGAGUAGUGAGGUGUUGUCUGUGCAGGAGCUGAGAUGCUGUCAGCAUGUCGUACAGCUCUGUAGAGACUGUCUGCUCGUGGUCUACAAAUUUGUAGCUGACUCCCGUGGUUCGCUCAGUGGACUCAGCCCAGACUGGGAUGAUACAAGGUAUCUGCUGCCAGUCACCUCCCAGUUCAUCAUAAAGUGGCCAUCAGUGAGCUUUGGCCGCUCGGCGUCCUCGUCGCGCCCCCGAAGUGUAUUUACAGCACGAAUGGGCCACUUCUGAUGGCUGCUGGACUUCAACGCCAAAUCCAGUGUUGGAAAGGCAUCACACCUGGGACCUCCACAAACUCCAGCAGCAUAUUUAAAGGGGUUUGCCUGCAUGCAUUGUUCAUGCAUCAGAUGCAGAUGAUUGUGCAGUCCCUGCAUCCUAUUUGCUGUAAAAUAUUUGCUGCACUGCUAAAGAUGAACAUAUUGCAUUUAUUUUCAAGACUGUAAAAUUAUUCCAUGAAUAACCGUGAAUGUUUCAGUCUCAUUGAGUAAACAGAUCAUGUUCACAUUUGAGGUUUGUUUUUGUUGUCAACGUUUUCCUGCACAACAUGAUGUCACUUCUUAACAUACACUUUAUAUUUGAGUUCAGUUCUUCCCAAAGGAAACAUUACAAGUGUAAGGGGGCGUUCAGACAGGAUGCGUUCUUGCAUCCAAAAACAGCUAGAUUAUUUUACUUGACACGGCAUAGUCUCUGUAGUCAUAUAAACAACCACUCAGUACCUAGAAUGAUUUAAGUUUCACUAAUAUUACAAAUUAGCAUUUUAACAUGCUUUUCAAAAUGCACACAUAAACAAUAAUGGUUCUUGAUUCAUUUUUAGUAUAAACAUAGUUUAACUUGUGGCUCUGUGAGCAUUUAGAGCUGAUUCAGUCCAUGAUUUAGACCAUUGACGUAAUUGUGUUCAAUUCAGUCUGAUUCAUCAGUUGGUGGAUUGGCGAGGACAGCGCAAUAAAACAGUAUGUUCACUUUUUAUUGUCAAUAUAUGAUUUCGCAGCACCCAGGCUAUCUCUCUCACAAGCUCACAAUUCACAAGUUCACAACAGAUAAUGUACAGUAUGUGUAUAUAUAUAUAUAUAUAUAUAUAUAUAUAUAUAUAUAUACAUGCCUAGAUAUAUAUAUACUUGUAACAAUUAAGGAUGGCAAAGGAGGAAGCUGGAACUUGCUUGACACAUAGACAUUUAAUAACACUUUUCAGUGUAUAAAGAAACAAAAACACGCACUGCUUUUUAGCCAGCUAUGUCAAAUCAUAAAACACACACAAGAACGCGGACAAGCUACGUGCAUCUCUCUCCCAUCUGCCGCUGUCUCUUCUCCUUAAAUACUCCCGCCUCCCCUCACUGGAACGCGAGGCCGGUGUGGCGCGCAGGUGAAAGUCAUUCGCCACUUAUCUUCCCGGCCUCGCUCUGCCCAGACGCCACUCGGCUCCACCCUGCUCACCACAAUACUGUAUGUAUAUAUAUAUAUAUAUAUAUAUAUAUCAAUUCCUGUGGCAGCGCUCCUGAAUACCAGUGCAGAAAACAUUGGUAUACAUAGACCAAGAAUGAAAAAAACAGUGCAAAUGGAAUUCAAGAACGCACCCUGUGUAAACGCCGUUUAAGAAUGAUUCAGAAAGGGUCAGGGUUAGUUUUAGGGGGUUAAUAAGUUAGGUUAGGGUUUAGGUUUAGUUAGGAUUAGGUGUUUAUGGGAGUUAUAGAGUUAGGAAUUAUAAAUGUUUACUGUUUGGAGUAAAUGCUCUACGUUAUACUAGACUAUAGUUGCCUGUUCUGAACCUAAAGCUAAGAUCACCUAUCAACUUAAGGGACAUAAGUCUCCUUUAUAUAACGUUAUGAGCCAUAUUGUGUAGAUGCAAAUAUUAACCUCACUGUCUGAGCUGUCUGAUGUUUGUUUUUGCAGUAAAGAUGAGUGGGGACCUUCAGUAUUGCUGCUGGUAGAGUAAGAAAAAUAUGCGAAAACUCGGAUGGUGGCAUCUUAAAGAUACUUGAAUUAAUUUAUGCUAUUUAUUUUAUUAAACAAUUUCUGUAUUUACAUUUAUAUCUUAUUUAAAAUAUUAAUUAUGUUGAACCAUUGCAUUACCAAUGUAUAAGUGAUUUUACAUUUCCAUUCAUAAACUUUUUAUGAAAGUACUGUAAUAAGUGCUAAUUGCAGAGCUUUGCUUUGGAUCUAAUUAGGAUAAAUGUUCAUGUUUGUGUUUUAGUAAGUGACCUGGAAGUGCCAGCUCAUACCACGCUGUGCCAACACUACUCACAACCAGCAGUAUGUUUUAAUUCGAUGGACUGUUUAGGAGCUGUGACUGUCUGCAAUAUUCAUUUAAUACAUUCAUGAUAUUUCCAGGACAGAAUGUGUCUUUUAAAACAGUGGUUCUCAUCUGGCUUCAAUCAAACAUUGAGGAAUUUAUUGUUAAUUUAGCAAAGGUGUUUUGUUAAAAUGACCAUCAAAAACUUCCUAUUUUUUUGUUUGUAAAUUUCACUAGAAUUUCAGUGAAUUUAAACUCUCUUUAAAGCCAAUAAUUCACUGUUUAAAACAAACUGUGGUUGUCACAAACCAUGUUUAUUUUCAUGUCAAACUGUAUUUAAUGUAGUCUGGUUCACUUUUUUUGUAUUUUUAUUUUAUAUAUUUUUGUUCAUUUAAAUUUUUUUGAGGAUGUCGUGUCUCGUAAUCUUUUCAUGUGGGUGUCUGCUAACCUGGCUCGCUUCUUCCAGAUGAAUUUGCGCCAAAAUACAGUAAAGCUUUACGUAUUUACAUUUUUUAAGCCUAUUUAUUUUGUUAAUCUAAAUAUGCAUGAUUAUAUUGUAUGUUUAGUUGCAUUUUCAUAAUGUGCAUUUACCAUUGACCACUGAUCACCAGUUGAGAACCACUGCCUUAAAAACCUUGGCUGGUGUUUUUUUUAUUUUUUUAUUUGUUUAUUUGUUUAAUAAAAGACUUAUAGUGACAAUGUUUUGACAGCCAACAAAAACUUCUGAAAAUGGCGAUAUCCUAACAUUUAUUCAACAGGCCAUUUCACCCACCUUUCCAUCAUGCCACAAUGCCAAAUAUUAUUUUUGCCUGAAUUUUCAUUCAGGAUAAUGGUUUUUAAUAGCAAUAAAAGGCUUAAAACAUCUAUAAAAAAUAAAAUAAAAAACUCCACAGAGUUUUAUUUGGGAUUCCUGUUGUGUCUGACCUGUCUUACUUUUAUUUGUAUCUCCUGAUGGUGUCUUAAAAUGAGGUACCUCACACACACUUACAAACCACAGCCCAUACAGAACUGACACUCCAUGUCAUUCCACACAGUCUCACGUGAGAUUCCAGAGCAUAACUUUGUCAUGUUUUGAUCUAACCUAAGGUCAUUCCUUAACAAUAAGAACUAGUCUGUUAAACUCAUUGUUUCCUUUUUCUUGCAGCAAAAGAAUGAAUGUGACAGCAUUACUUAUCAA
Myxocyprinus asiaticus (Chinese sucker) is the source of this 6307-nucleotide messenger RNA. RefSeq names its product tubulin polyglutamylase TTLL7-like. NCBI's taxonomy places the organism in Eukaryota, Metazoa, Chordata, Actinopteri, Cypriniformes, Catostomidae. Gene Ontology annotation, cellular component: cilium. The transcript is spliced from 21 exons. The coding region runs from base 393 to 3134 and encodes 913 amino acids. The record is from RefSeq and is a predicted model, not a curated record. Gene Ontology annotation, biological process: protein polyglutamylation; microtubule cytoskeleton organization. Gene Ontology annotation, molecular function: tubulin binding; tubulin-glutamic acid ligase activity.